AUGCCUUCACGCUUGAACCUCCCGCCCAUCACCCGCAUUCUCAUCAUCACCCUCCUCUCCCAGUCCAUCCUCAACGCCGCCAUCCGAUACAGACAGUGGACCGACGAGUCUAGCAUAGUAGUGCCAUACCUUAUCCUGGUGCCGCAACUCUCUCUGAUCUACCCUUGGACCUUCCUCACUACUACGCUGGUCGAGAGCAAUCUUUUUACGCUGGGAACAGCUGGCCUGACAAUUUUUUAUGGUGGAAGAUACCUGGAGAGAGCAUGGACAUCCGCCGGUUUUGCGAAAUUCCUCCUGGUGGUCUCAAUAAUCCCUAAUGUGCUAUCCUUUGCCAUCUUGGUUAUCUUGUUUAGUAUCACUGGAGAUAUGCGAUGGACUUUAACCUCCAUCAAUGGGUCUAUACCUUUACAAAUCUCGUUCCUGGUGGCUUUCUCUCAGCUUGUGCCUUCACAUACUGUAACGCUCUUCCGCGGAAUCGUUUCGCUCCGAGUCCCACGAUUCCCCCUCAUACACGUCCUGACGGUCUUCCUCCUGUCGCUCACCCCUUUGUUGAGCAUCGCCUCGGUCCUCCUCGUCACAAGUGCGUUCUUGACCAGCUGGACAUAUCUCAGAUUCUAUAAGUCUGCAUUCCCAGACCUGGAAACAUCCCAAACGUCAACAUUGCGCGGGGACGCUAGCGAGACCUUCGCCUUCGCCGAGUUCUUCCCCAGUCCAGUGAAACCCCUUGUCGCAGCGGUGUCGAAUCAAAUAUUCAGCGUCUUGGUCUCUCUGCGAAUAUGCACUCCAUUCUCCGCAGCUGACGUAUCGGCAUCUCGAGGAGAGACUUUCGUUCAGAGAAGCGCCCCAGGUGGCGCGAGAGCAGAAGCAGAGCGCCGACGAGCGCUGGCGUUAAAGGCGCUGGAUCAACGCCUGAACAAUGUAACGGCUAAAGCUACCUCCAAAGCACAACCACCACCUUCGGGCCCCUCGUCGGGUGUCCCAGUUCAAGCCCAGCCGAAUUCACAACCUGCGAUGCUCGGGGAAACACCAUAUCAGCCAGAUAGGGAGGAAGCGAAAUGA
This is a messenger RNA of Amorphotheca resinae ATCC 22711, 1059 nucleotides long. RefSeq lists its product as hypothetical. The record is from RefSeq and is a predicted model, not a curated record. Bases 1 to 1059 code for a protein of 352 amino acids. Gene Ontology annotation, cellular component: Golgi apparatus; membrane. Gene Ontology annotation, biological process: retrograde vesicle-mediated transport, Golgi to endoplasmic reticulum. The transcript is spliced from 2 exons. Lineage: Eukaryota; Fungi; Ascomycota; Leotiomycetes; Helotiales; Amorphothecaceae.